Eleginops maclovinus (Patagonian blennie) is the source of this 1529-nucleotide messenger RNA. RefSeq names its product ependymin related 1 (gene epdr1). Gene Ontology annotation, biological process: cell-matrix adhesion. Bases 107 to 745 code for a protein of 212 amino acids. Lineage: Eukaryota; Metazoa; Chordata; Actinopteri; Perciformes; Eleginopidae. The record is from RefSeq and is a predicted model, not a curated record. The transcript has 3 exons. Gene Ontology annotation, molecular function: calcium ion binding. Gene Ontology annotation, cellular component: extracellular region; lysosome.
ACUCCUUGAAUCCCGCAGCAGGUGCAGCCGCGCUCAGAACAACAACAACAAUAAUAGAACCGGGAUCAGAAACUAACGGGACCCCGAAGUUUCCAGAGACCCAGAGAUGCACCGACUCCUGCUCGUGUUUCUGUCCGCUGCAGGGGCGUCUGUCCUCGGCCUCCCUCUGGAUGAUGCGUCCCCCCCCUCUGGUCCUUGCCUCGCCCCGCUGCAGUGGGAGGGCCGCUGGGUGAUGUACGACCACAGCACCGGGAGGAACAGCCGGGCCACGGUGUCCUACGACGGCCAGAAGCAGAGGAUCCGAGUCCUGCAGCAGAACAAGAAGCACACACCCUGCCAGAGGUUCUUUGAGUACAUCUUCUUGUACCAGAGCAUGGUGAUGUUCCAGAUUGACCAGAAGACGAAGGACUGCUCAAAGAUCACUCUGACCGACGCCUGGGAUCCCUUCGACAUCCCCGACAACUCCACCUUCGAGGACCAGUACUUCAUUGGGGGCCCCGGGGACAGCGUGCAGGUCCAGGAGUGGUCGGACAGGAAGCCGGCGCGCCAACAUGAGACCUGGGUGGGCGUGUACACCCUGAAGGACUGCUACCCGGUGCAGGAGACUUACGUCAGGAACAGCAGCGUCACCACCUCCACCCGCUUCUUCAACCUCCAGCUGGGCAUCAGCGACCCCGACAUCUUCACCCCGCCCACCACCUGUCAAUCAGCUCGGCCCGAGAGGAUGUCCGAGUCUGGCUGCUGAGACCUCCCUUCUUACCUCUCAGCUUAGAAAGUUUAAGGGUAGCUUUGGUGUUUUUCAACCAGGUUUUCCAUUACAAUUGCAGCCUACCUGCAGGGUUGAGAGACACUGACGUUACCCUGAAUAGUGUUCUCAUUCCCAGAUCACUCCCUGUACAGAAGGUAAUAGUUUGCCCACAGUGAGCAGUACAUCUUUUAAACUCCUCACACUUUUCCUUGUACACUAACAGGUGUAGUGAUUAAUCUAUGGAUUCUUGCACGUAGCAUUGUUUUUUGGCACAAUUUAUUCUACUGUUUAAAUUAAACCCAUGCGGGGUGAAGGGGGCGACGGUGCAGUAAAGAGGGAGUGGUUUUGGAUGCUUUUUUUUAAUAGUGUUUUAUAGAAUUGUUUGUUCAUUUGUUGCUCAUUUGCUGUUUCUGAUAUCAGAACAAAUGAGCCGUUCAGAACGCAACAUAACACCCGAGCUAUUAGGGUUCUUAAAUGAUUAUCUUCAUACUAAAAAGGGAGCUUUGUGACUGCACUCUAAAGACUGUUUGCUUAUUCAUUUGCAUAUACAGUAACUAACCUUUAAUGAAUAAACAACAAAGAUUUGAAGUGCCUCACAAACAUGGUACAACUUUCAGUUUCUUUGACAUAUUUGUAUUUGUUGACGUUUAAAAGCUGUCUUCCCUGAUUACAAACGACUGAAUGUGCAGCGGUGAGGUAUGGACUCCCUGCCACCACGUCUUGUUUGCUUGUAUGGAUUUUUUCUAUGUGUUAUUAAUAAAGCAGCUGCCUUGAAACUUGA